Messenger RNA from Fusarium sp. VM40, 2043 nucleotides. The record is from the annotation of a GenBank genome assembly. NCBI's taxonomy places the organism in Eukaryota, Fungi, Ascomycota, Sordariomycetes, Hypocreales, Nectriaceae.
AUGUUGGGUUGGAUGCUGAGACGCGGCGAGAACGCGCCAGAGGUCGUCAAUGAUGGGGACACGACACAAAUUGACCAACCUGAUACCCCCGCGCCUGUUUUCGCCGCCAGAGCGUUCAAGAGUGCGCUUUUCGGGACCCCAGCCCGACCUAUCAACCAGUCUACGAGAGCUACAUCAAAAGAUAAGAACUCCAGGAACGACCAGGAAUCUCAAACACCACCGCGACCGCAAGGGAUCCUUUUGACUCCUGGUACCGGCACCACAAGACGAAAGCGCGUGUCUUUCGGACAGGACGUAAAGAAGAAUACCAACCUAAACAAGGAACCGGAGCCGCGUCAGCGCACGCGCUUGAAUGUUGCUCUGGAGAAGGCGUCGAAAUCUGUAAGCCAAAAGAGCGGAGUACAACAAGACCAGGAUGAUUCCUCAGACGAGUGGGAAGAAGCCGAUGAUGAGGAUCACUGCACACACGACAUUACGAUCGAUCUUAAUGAGCCACAUUCGCAGUCGGGCAGAUACUGGAAGGAGGAGUUCGAGAAGUACCACGAGGAUGCGAAAGCCGAAAUGGAGAAGCUGCUCAAAUACAAGCAACUCGCCAAAUCUUACGCGAAACAAAAGGAUGAGGAGGCGAUUGAGCUCGCAGUCAAGCUCAAGGAAGAACAGCAAAAAGUCAUUGAAAUGGAGAGACAGAUUGCGGAAGGUGCCUCUAAAAUUGCAUCAAAGCGAGGAGACCAGUCCGACGAUGUUAGCGCCAAGCUCUUAUCAACACUAACGAAACAAACGGCAUUGGCUAUACAGUAUCGAACUCGUGUGCAAGAACUCGAAGACCAGCUUGAGGAAUUCCUUCGCGACCGGGAAGAUGAUCCAGAUUCCAAGGGUCACAAGCGACGGCAAGCGACAUCACCCAGAACCCAGAAAACUUUGAUCGAAACACAGCGCGAAUUAAGACGAGCCCGUAUGCAAGUCAAAGAAGCCAGCGAGCUUCGUGACCAGGUCUCGUCUCUGAAAACCCAACUCCGAACGGCUGAGAAGCGAGCUGCCUUGGCGGAGGCGAAGAACGAGAUGAGUGACAAUGCGCUAGGAAAGGCCGAGAACGAACCCUUGCGUGAGGGAUCGCGGGCGCAAGAGCUACGUGCUCAACUUCGCGAAGCUAGGGAGGAAAAUAAGAAGAAGGAUGAAGAGCUGCGUCAACUUAAGCAAGAGUUUGAGGCGUACCGCAAUGAAACACAAGCCCACAAUGCAGAUACAAAUGCAGUGCUGGAACGGGCGCAUACAAAGAUUGCUGAACUCAAGAAAGAUAUAAAGACGCUUAAGGCUGGGGACCACGAUGUUCAUGAUCAGCAUGACCCUGCAGUUCGACCGAAGAGCUGGCACGUCCAAACAGACCCAGGUCAUCUUGGAGAGGAAGUCUCAAAACCUAGAAACGUUGCUUCGGACGAGGGCUUUAGGGAUCGAAGACCUGACAUGGCACGACGAAGUUUCGACUUCAAAGAUCUGGAAGACGGCACGACGGAUCUUAAGAUUACGGAUCCCAACAUCCCCUCGUUGCGUCAAAAGUUUCACGAAGACGGACAUUCGAAGGCCACGAAAUCAGACAUCGGCAUCUCGAAGCCGUUGUCAUCGAAAAUUAGUUCUAAGCCAGAUAUCGGGCGGCCUAGGUGGCAGCCAUUCGUUCCCCGAUCACCGAGGAAUAGAGCAUAUCUUGGCGAGGAAAUCACAAAGCGCCUGGAGACCGGAGGCGCGACUCCCGGUCGACCCAGUUCAGAUGACAUUGCUGUGCCAGAUCUACCUGCACUUGCUAAGUCGAUCGCUCGUUCAAAACGGACUGCAUCUGCUGAGAAGAUGGAUGACAAAAUCGACUUGUUGCAAGAUCACUAUGCACGUCUGGGGGGUCCAGACCCAAACAAUAGCGCAUUGAUGGCUAAUGCAUCAAGGCUGCCACCUGAGCGUAGGGCUGCCGCAAUCGCACGAAUUGAACAGAGAAUGGCGGAGAAGAAACGGGCGCGUGGAAGAAAGGGAUUUGACAAGGAGAAUGUUCGACCUUGA